Messenger RNA from Caenorhabditis auriculariae, 10580 nucleotides. The record is from the annotation of a GenBank genome assembly. NCBI's taxonomy places the organism in Eukaryota, Metazoa, Nematoda, Chromadorea, Rhabditida, Rhabditidae.
AUGUUGAGAAUGAGCAGCGAUGAGGAGUUCGAUCCGAUUGCCCAUCGAAAAUUGCUCGAGGCGAUUUCAGACCCCGGUUCCCUCAAAAAGGUGAAACUGGAGAAGCUCAAAAAGUCCAAAAAAGUUGUUCAGAAAAAGAUAAAAAAAGCGAAACCUCAGAAAGUCGACGCGACGUCGCUUCUGUCCCAUUUGAAUGUGAAAAGGUUUGAAAUUUGAAGGUUUUUGGUUUUAAAAAAGAAGUUUCAGUCUUCAGGAUUUUUUUCAGUGUUCAAAUAAAUUGUUUUAUGAAACAUAAAAAUUAUUUUAACAUAUUCCGGUUACAGUAAACUGAAAAAAAGUUGAAAAUUAUUAUUUUGAGUAAACAGGCAUUUGUCGAGCGCAAAUUCUGUAAAAGUGUUCAUUUCAAAAGCCAGGAUAUGUCAUUUUUUUGAAAUGCGGUCGUGAAAAAUUCUCAGAAUUGAGAGAAAAUCGAAAAAAAGCUUUUUAUUUAAUAAUUAAAUCGAUGUCAUUUGAAUGUGAAAAAGGUUUGAAAACGGAAGAAACUGUGGUUUUUAAGAAUGUAAUAUCAGUGUUUAGAAUUUUUUUCUCAAUGUUUUUAAAAAAAUGAAUUUCAUGAAAAAAAUAAACGUUUAUUUGAACGGAUUUCGGUCACAGAAAAAAAUUAUAAGUUCCUUGAAUAUUUUUUUGCUCAAUCCACUAUAUAUCCACUAUUUAUGCCGUUUUUCAAAGUAAUUCCGCAAAAUACAAAAUAGCAGUUAGAGAAAGAAAAAUACAACUGAAUUUUGGAGAGUCAGAGGUAAUUUUGCAUUUCCCGGAAGCUUCUUCGAACACGGCUUCUGUCACAUUUCAAUUAGAAAAAGUUGCAAAAUUAACGAAAGUGUCUUUUUAAAAAAAUCCGAUAUCAGUAUUUAGGAUUUUUUUCUCAAUGUUUUAAAAAAAUAAAUUUCAUGAAAAAAAUAAACGUUAUUUAAACAUAUUUCGGUUAAAGAAAAACUUUAAAAAAAGGUUUUUUUAAAGCUCAAUUUCAUAAAAAAAUAUUUUUUUAUAAUCAGAAUAGGUCAUUUUUGAAGUGCAGUUGGAAAAUUCUUCAAAACUGCAGAGAAAAAUCGAAAAAAAGGCUUUUAUUUAUGACGAGAAGCGUAACAUGCGCAACUUUUUACCUGACAUUUUUCAAAAAAAGUCUAUUUUUCUCCUUCAUAAUUUUUUUCCAUUAAGACGAUCAACCCACGUGGCGAAGAAAAGCCUCGGAGUGACGUCAUUGGAGGAUGGCGAGAGUGAGGAGGAGCCAGACGACGAGACGAAAAAGAAGAAACGAAAAACAGAAGGGGAAACGGAAGGCCAGACGAAAAAGAAGAAGAAGUUGAAGCCGAAAAGCAAAACCCUGGUCCCGGUCCGGGAUUUGGAGGCCAACAAGAAAAUCGAGGCCGCCAUCGGCUUCGGCGAUUUGAAGUUCGUUAACAAAAAAAUACAGGAAAAAUGGUCCAUUUCGAACAGGAAAAAUUUUUAAGUAAAAAAAAAAAUGAAAUUGAUUGGAUUUUUAGACAGUUAUCCCCAAGUUUGCUUUGCCUAGAAAAUAGAAGAAAUGUGAAAAUGUAAAAAAAUUUUUUUCGAAACGCAAAAAAAUAGAUAGUUAAGCUUCAAAUACCCUUCUGUUCUUUAUUUUUUCCAGAAGAAGAUUUUUGAAAUAUUUUUUUCCAAAUAUAGUGAAGCUAGUUUUUUUAAUUUUAUUGAGAAGUGACAAAAUUGUACCGUUUUUUUAUUAUUUUUUUCAGGGACUUUUUAAAAAUUUUUCUCUAGAGGUUGAAGAAAUAAGCAAAAUGAGCUAGAAGUUUUUCUUAAAAGCGUUACUAAUAUUAUUCUCUCUAGAUUUUUUUAUUUUUUUGACCAAGUCCAGAACUUUUCAAAAAGUCAGGUUAAACGAUUUUGAAUUUCAUUGAAAAAUCCAGUUGGUCUCGUUUUUAGUUUCUAUUGUACUUUCCUUUUUUCUUUAGCAGGCGGUAAAAUUUUCAAAAUAGUUUCCUGGAAUUUUUUUUUCAAGCGCAUUUUAUUCCUUUAUUCCUGCAGUUUAUCCUUAAAUUUUUUUUUCCAGAGAAAGUUUUAAAACUCUUCUUUCCUGAAAAAAAGGUCUUAUAGUUCUGUGAAAAUUUUUCUAUCUAUUAUUUUUUAUUGACUUUUCGUUAUUUUCCAGAGGAGAAAUGGGAAAAAAAAAACCUGGAAUUUUCGCUCCAAAACAUGACUUUUUUUCCUUCUUCGUAUAUUUUUCAUUUUCCAGAGGAGAAAUGGGCAGAACGUGGAACACUUUGGUCGAGAGUAACCGGGUCGCCGAUCAGUUGAUUUUCCCCCUGACUCAGCCUCGCGGAUUCCUCAUCGGGGUAGAUUUUCGUUAGAAACAGCGACUUCAAACAUUUUCCCGGUUUCCAGGACCAAAAACCCGACGAAAUAUUCAGCAAAGAAGAGUUGGAAGUUCGGCGAGCGAUGGACCUGAAAGUGGUCGGUUUUUCGAGAAAAAAUCAUUUUUAACCCUUUAAAAGUGUUUUUUUUGGUUGCCAGGGUAUCGAAAUUUGUUAAUUUUCGAUUUUUGUGUUAUUUUUUCUGUUAUUCGAGUUUAUUUUAUUGAAUAAUGAUGUGGAUUCCAUCCAAAUUUUUGUUAAAAAAAUCUCAAGUUUAAGCCAGGAGAUUAUAAGGCUCUUGUGAAGAAAAAUCUCUGUUCCAAUAUUUUUUUAAAAAAACCUAGGAAAAUUCAAAAUUUUUAAAGGAAAAUGGCUUUUUUUGUGAAAAAUAAUCAUCGAAAAGACUUUUUUUGCAGGCCAAGGACAAAUUGCAACAAAUCCGACGAAUGCGGGAACUCGUCAGCCAACAGGAAGCCAAGCACAGAUAUCAGAAAAAGAUCAAAUCCAAGAGGUUUAUUGGGAUCCAAAGUGGUCAUUUUAGGGGUUUCAUUCUGAAUUUUUUGCUAUAUCGACUUUUUUUUGGACUUUUAGUAUUGAGAAAUAGUAAAAUGAGUUAGCUGAAAUUUAUCGUUUGCUGUGUGUUCAAAAUUUUCUCUGACUACAUAAUUCAGUUAUCUUUUUCACUUUCUGACGCCUAUUUUGAAUUUAUUGGAAUCGCUUUGAACACGCAAUUUUUCAUGUGUUUUCUCUCCGGCAUAGUCAAAAGGGUGAAUAAUGGCCGCUAGAAAGAAGAGGCUUAAAAAAGGGUGCAAAAAGGCAGAAAAAAGGCCAAAAAAAAGCCGCAGAAAAGCCGCAGGAAGGCCGCAAAAAGGCAGCAAAAGAAGUCCCUUUAUCGAGCCUUCCAUUUUUUCUAGAUUUUUAAAGGCUUGAGAAAUGGUGGAGAAAGAGAGAGGCUCAAAAAGGCUGCAGAAAGGUUGCAGAAAGGCCGCAAAAAAGCCGCAAAGAAGCCGCAGAAAGGCAGCAAAAAAACCGCAAAAAAAGCUGAAAAAAAGGAGCCUUUUCCACCCAUUCCGAUUUUUCCUAUGUUAUUAAGAGAAUCUUCCGGUUUCGGAAAAACUAAAAUCCGUAUUUAAUAUAUUUUUUUCAGUUAUCAUCGAAUCCUCCGCCGAGAAAAAAACGGAAACAACUGCUGAAAGAAUUCGAAGAGCUGAUGGCCAGGGAUCCGGCCGCCGCCCAGGAAAAAUUGGCUGAAAUCGAGAAUCAAAGAAUUAUUGUUCGUUUUUGGAUGGUUCGGGGAGUCUCCGAAACAGGAAUGAUAGCUAAAAUGGGGUUAUAAUUUAUUCAGACAGCUUCCAAAGCAAAUUAUGUAGAUGGAAUGGGAGAAAAAUUUGUGAGAUCGAAAAAAAAAUUUUCUAGAAAGAUAACAUCUUUUUUAAAGACUCAAAACGUUUUGAAAUCAUCAAAUUGGGAGAAAAAAAAUUAUGAGAUUCACAGGCCUGUGCGUCAGACCGGGCGACCCAAGCUUUGGGCCUACAAUUAUCAAAAAAGGCUCAGGCCGAGCUUAGAAAAAAUUCUUAAGUUUUAUUUUGAAAAAAGUUUAACAGAAAAAUUAUUUUACUUGUUGUGUCAUAUUUUCUAAUAACUUUAUGAGGAAGAAGAAGCAAAAAAAACCACUUUUCUCGUUAAAAAAAGCGAAAAAUUCGACUUGAAGAGAAUUUGAGUUUUUUUUUGGACCGGGCCGGCCAUUUUUGUUAAAGGCCUCCCUCGCACAAGCCUGGUGAUUUAUUAAAAUGGAGUUGAAAUAUUGGUAGAUCGUGUUUUCAAGAUUUAGACGUUUCCGAAAAAAAUAAGGAUUAAUACAAAAGUUAGAAAACCUCAGGAACGCGGAGAACUGAAACAUCGAGCCAAAAAUCGCUUCCAAAAGGAGAUGGCGAAUUUCGCGAGCCGAAAUCCGGAAGUCAAGAAAAUGAUCGAAGAUCAUAUUCGGUAAUGGAAAAAUGGAAAAUCAAGAUUAUAAUAUUUUUCUUUCAGGUUAGGACGAGAAUUGAAGGCCAAGGUGCAGGAGGAUUCGGAUUCGGAGAGCGAAGAGAGUUCAGACGAAAAAUCCAAGUCAAAGUCGGUUAACGACAUCCUUCAGGUGGUUUCGUUGUAUAUUUGGGCACUCAAUAAAAUUCAAGAGUUUUCAAUUUUUUUUUCUAAAAAUUGUUGGAGAUCAGAAUUCGAUAAAAAGUCGAUUUAAAACUGGAAAAUUUGAGAAAAAAGCUCCAAUUUUAUUGCUCGAAAACUGGAAAAAAAAGUUUUUUUGCGAGAAAUAUAAUCCCCGGAUGAUAUUCUGAAAUUCUUACGGAGUUGAGAAAUUAAUAGAUUCUCGCUUUAAAACUUAGACAUUAGGAAAAAAAGAUUUAUUUCUUUUUUUGAGAAAAUGUCGAAAAAAAUAAAAUCAAAAACUUUUUUUGACUUUUAAAAAAAGUUUUUUUCAUGUGUAUUUGCAUCUUUAGGAAGAGAGAUAACUUGAAUUUCUGAGCUUCUAAACAACUUUGAAUGCAAAAAUUGAUUAUUUAAUUUUAACUGCGUAGUAAUUUUGAAAAAGAUACGGAUGUUAAGUAGGUUACAGAGUUUUUUUUUUUUUUAGGCAAUGAGAAACUUCGAAUUUUUAAAGCCAAUCUACCACUUGGAAAUUUGCAAAAAAUGAAAAGAUUGAGAAAAAACGGAAAAAAAAGCAAAAAAAGAUGUUGAAGAAAUGCUUGAAGAAGGCUGAAAAAUUGCCGAAAAAAUGCUUAAAAAAUGCUGAAAAUUAGCAGGGAAGAUGCUGAAAAUAUGCUUCAAAAUGAUUAUAGCUAAAGUAGAAUGCAGUCGUUUUUUUUUUACGAAUCUUCAGAUUUCCAAAAAUUUGAAUUUAUCUAAAAAGUUUGCAGGAAGCCGCGAUGGAAGCUGAAGACGAAACUGGACCAAAAUCCGAAAUCGGAAAGAAACUUCUGGACGCGUUUCUUUCGGAUCCAAGCAAUGAGAAGGCGAAGAUUUCGUUGGCCGAGUUGAGGGCCCAAAAGAGAAGACAGGCCCAGGAGAGGAGUUUCACAGCAAAAGUUGGAAAAUGAACAUUUUUCCCUGAGAUUUUCGGGUUUCCAGAAUGUCAGCGAACCCCUCUUCGAAGUGGAUCAAGACUGGGAGGUCGAAAAAAACGAGGAGGACCUGAAGAGCACGAAAAAAGGAAAGAAGAAUAAGAAGAAGGCGAAAAAAGAGCCUGAAGGUGAAUAAAUUUAAUUUCAAACUUAAACCAAUCAAAGUUUUCUACUUCUUGUACAAAUUUACUAAAUUGACGGAAUCAGAAACGUUUAAAAAGACAUAAAUCUUGAAAAUGAAAGAAUUUUUCGGAACAAAGAAAAAAAUCAAAUUUUAGCGGUUAAAAUUGAAGGUUUUUCGGAUGUUUGCCGCAUUUUCUUUUUUUAAUUUGAGCCGAAGAAAAAAAUUUUUUUGAGUGUGUAAAAAAUUUUUUUUAUUAAGAUAUGAUAUAUUGAAUAAUUAUAAAUCUAAUGUAAGUUAAAUAAUGAUUAAAAAAAUCAAAAUAAAAUGAAAGCAACCGCGAUUCGAAACUUUUUACGUCAAAACUUCGACAUCAUUGUAGAUAUUUUUAAAAAAAUUUCGAGAAUUGAGCUUUUUUUCCUAUCAAUCUCUAUUUUUUUACGAAGUGGAGUUUACAACAGAGUUUUGAUAGAUUUGAAACUAAAAUUUUAAAUAUCUCCUGUUUUUUUCUAAAGCUUUUUUUCUUAUUGAACUUUUUUUCACAAACUUUUUUUCAAGUUUGGGGGAUUUUACACGUAAUAAGCUUAAUGGUGUUUUCAAAUUAUUCUACGAGAUUCAAAAAAAUGCCGUCAGAGUAAGGAAAAGACAACUAAACUUUGGAGAGUCCGAGAUUCGCAUUUUAAUUUAAAAGCGGCACAAAGAAGCUUUAGAAUACUGCAGUUUUCUCUUUUUUUUCUCAGUUACAUUUUAUAAUUUUUACAUGACUUUAUAAUAAAUAGGGCAUUUUCGGUCAUUUUGGUGGUUUUUUGAAACGAAGAAAAUACCAUUAGUUAAUUCUCCUUUUUUCUGGGAUCUGUUUUAUAAUUUCUACAUGAUGUAAUCUCCUAUAAAAGUGACAUUUUUAGUCGCCCCAACAAGUGAAGAGGAUUUGAAAGCCGCCGAACGGGAGGCGAAAAUAAAAGCCGCUCUGAAAAAAGCGGGAGUCGAAGACGAAGACGAGAAAAGGGAGAAAAUGAUUGAUCCCUCCAAGUUUCUUGAGGUUUUUCGAAAGAAAUGGGAUUUUAUACCGAAUAAAAUGUUCAGUUGACGACCAGCGACGUCGCCAAGGUUUCCUCGGACUUUGUCGAGAAAAUGGACGAGUUUGAUGAAGGUUUGAAGAAGGUGUAGGAAAAGGUCAUGUGGGAACAUUUUAGAAACGGCAAACGUGAUUAGCGAAGCGUUCAAGGAUGAUGACGUCAUCGGCGAUUUUGAGAUAGUCAAGGAUGAGGUUUUCAUUUUAUUAUACAGGGUUGGAAAUUGAAGGAAAAUUAAUUUCUAUCAUUUUUUUUUUGAACUUAAUUUUUCCAGUUUUUUUUCUUCUCUAUGGGUUUUGAGUCAAGUUAUCAGAAGUUUAAUUUCUGGGCUGUAGGAGGAAUUUUUAUAGUAGUUUAUAGUUACAGUAUCUACAGUAUUAAAUAAUUAGGGUCUCGACUGAAAAGUAAAUUUGAAGUUGCCGCCUUUUAUCAUUUUUUGAUUUAUUUGAUAUUUUUGUCUUAAUUUUUCGAUGAUUUUGGUUUUUUUUUGGAAUGAAGGAAAGAGUAUAUAAAUCCACCAUUCAAGUUAUACCAAGAUCGCGUUUGAAUUUAUUUUUCCCGCCAAAAGCCGCGUCGCGACCGCAACGAGUUGAUACGGUAGAUUUCGCCGUAAAUUCAAUGCACAUUUUUUUUUUGCCCAUUUACCGUAAGUCAAUGCGGUCGCGACGCGGUUUUUCAGCGGUAAAUGAAAAUUCUGGAUCGUUUUUUGUGAUUUUCGGCGUUUCCAAAGCAUCAUACCACGAUUAAAAAGCAAAAAAUGAAGCUCUGUAAUCAACUGAUAUUGGUAAAAGUCAGACAUUUGAGCUCUCCUAGGUCCAACAAAAAGAAAAGCCGAAAGACGUGGACCUGACCCUGCUCGGCUGGGGUAGCUGGGUCGGCCCCGGCACGACGGAGAACAAACGACGGAAGAAGUUCGUGAUCAAGGCGCGCAAGAAGAAGAGAAAGGACGGCAAGAUGCGCGGCGUCAUCAUCCGGGAGAACAGGGCCGAUAUGGUGGGUUUCCGAACGGAGAAUUUCAAGAAAACGCGGGCUUUUUGACAUAAGACAAGGUUUUUGACACAGGAUCUAUGGCCUGCUCAAGUAUAGUUUUUGAUGGCUUUUAGGGAAAAGUUGGAAGAAAAAUUGGUCCCCACUUGGCGUGUUUUUCAAGUAGCUCUUUGUAGUGUCAUUCACCGCACCUUUAUGCCGUGUUCAAAGUGAUUCCGCGAAAUUCAAAAUAGCUGUCAGAGAAAGAGAAAGAUAACUAAAUUUUGGAGGGUCAGAGACCAUUUUGCAUUUCGCGGAAAUUACUUUGAACACGGCAUUAGGAUUUUUCCUUACUAGGGAACUACUCGGACUCGGAUUCGCGUUUCGAGUUGAAACUUUAGUGAUUCAUAAACCCGGGUAAGAGUACUUGGAAACAACAGAGAUUAUCUGCUAAACCCCUUAGGCUUCUGAGAAAAAGCUUUUUGAAAAUGAACAGUUUAAACUUGAAAGCUAUCAAAUUUUUGCUUUCCUCCUUCUUUUGCCUGGAAAAAAUUUUUUUAGUUUAUCAUAGCCGGAUCAUCCAAAGCGAUUGUAUUAAAAUAUGAAAUAAGGUAAAAAGCAGUAUUCUGAAAAUUUUCAGGCCUAAUUUUUCACAUUUCCUACUAAUUUUUUCUCAGUUCUCUAUCGGGUUUAGCAGAUAUUCUCUCUCGUUUUCAAGUAUUCUGACUUGGGUCUAUAAACCACUAAAGUUUGAACUCGAUCCGUGUACCCGAGUCCGAGUAGUUCCCUAGUUAGCUUUAAAAUCUUGUAAAUUCUCCUCUGUGUAUUUUUUGCAAUAUCCAUUUUCAUUUUUCGAUUGGCCCCUUCUUUUCAAACGCAUUGGAGCGGUAGAGUGACCUGACUCCUCUUGUUUGAUCAGCUUUUCGGUCGUAACUGUUGGCGAUUUGAACGGAUGUCCCUCUGUAUCAGUACAUUAUGAUUAAUUUUUAAAUGUUCUUUUUCAGCGUUUAGAUUAUUUGUCCUCAAGAAAAAAAGUUGAAAAUUUUGGGUUCUCUCUUCAUUGUUUGUUCAAAACUUUUGCCGAGGAUUUAUUGAUUUUUCGAUAAUUUCAAGAUCUAAAAAGGGGGGUUCAUUGUAGUACAGGUUCCUCUGAAAAUCUCUCAAUUGGUCUCUGAAAGUCUAGAAGGUGAAGAACUUUUCAUUUUCGAUCUGUAUUGUUCAAGAACUGAAAAAGUCUUGAAUCAGUGUGUUGCAACUUUAACUAAACUUCAACAACUCAAAAAUUAAACAGUAGCGCAAUUAGCGAACAUGAAAAAUUGCGAUAACUUCUAAUUUUGGAGCUUUUAAAGUUUGUUGGAGUUGCAACACAUUGAUUCAAGGCCUAUUCAGUUUUUAAACUAAAAUCGAACACUUUGAUAUUUUCUAAAUCCAGAACUAAAAGUUUGCGCAGAUCUAGUUCUAGUCCUUCAAAGAAAUUUGAGAACGAAUUUCAGAAUUUCCCGAUCUUUUCACUAAAAUGACUUCUCUCAAAAACUGAUAAAUUCGAACAAUACAUCGAUUUGGGAUCUUAUCCUAGACCUUCAAAGAAUAUUUGAGCAUUUUUCAGAAUAUUCAACAUUUCUCACUCAAGUGACCACUCUGAAAAAGGAGAUAAAGUCGUAAUUUACAGGGAAUCGGGAAGGUACAGCCGCGGUCGCUCCCGUUCCCCUACACGAGGGUCGAGGACUACCAGACGGUCCUGAACCAGCCCCUGGGCAUCGAUUGGAAUCCGGCCAAUGUCCGAUGAUCUCUGCAAACGACCCGUCGUCGUCGAGGUUCUCCUUAUUUUAUUUUUUUAUCGAAAAUAGAAAAAAAUGGUAAUUUUUUUCAACAUUUUUCAGGCUAUUUUACAAAAAGUGAUAUUGUUUCUAGGCUAUAGAGACUCGAAUUUUUCAGGAAAUAUAGUCUCGAAUUUUUGGAAAAUGAGGCAUUUUAAUUUAAAAUUGUUGUGGGCAGCCAAUUCAUACGCCUCGUUUGAAGUUUAAAAUUUUGUAGAAAACUUCAAAAACUGACCUAAAUACUCCCAAUGAGUUUUUAUUUUACUUUAAUAUAUAGGAAAAAAAGAAAAAAACUCGCGGGGAACCUAUAUUUAAAGUUUGAAUCAAAUAAAAAGUAAGAAGGAAUGGAAAAAUUAAAGAAAGUAUUGAAAAAUAAGAGCGAAAUCUUCCCCUUAGAAUAUUAUUUUUCGUUUCAUAAUUUUUUUGAAAAAAAGUGGAAAAAAAGUACUGAGAACUACAAAAUUUAACCUAAAUCUUUAAUUAUUUCUUCAAUAUUUUUUUUGCUUCAAAGGUAUUGAAAAAAAGAAAGAAAAGUUGCGGAAACCUUCUUUUUUCAGAAGUCAAAUAUAAGAAAAAAAAGAGAAAGCACUUUAUAUUGGCCAAAAAAAUGCAUGUUUAUGCUGACGCGACACAAGCGCCGUGUAGUUAUUUUCGAUAUGCUCUCUCUUUUUCUUUUUCUUUUUUUCCUCUCGAUUGUUUAGAAUUUUUUUAAUGCCGUUUUCAUAAGAAUUUUGAAAUUGAAGCGUUAUUCGUUUGAAAAGAUUUCGCGAAACGCAAAAUUGGAAUUUUGGGAAGUUUUUAGAAAAAUUGGAUGACAACGAGAUUUUUUUUACCGCGAAACUCGAAAUUUUGAAAUAUUUCAACAUUUUUUAAAGCUAAAUUUUGAAAUGGCGCUUAAAAAUCAUCAUAGGAUCCUUUUUAAGACCCAACUUUCACAAAAAAAAUUUUUUUUCGAUUUUUUGGCUCUCGAACGUUUUUGAACACAACAUAAAUCUUCUUCUGAGCUUUUUUUUUAAUUUUAAAAUUAUUUUUUUUUGCAGGCUGGCCGUGCGAUCUUGCCGAUCAACAAGAAAGAUUUGCUUGGCAACUUUUGA